Messenger RNA from Monomorium pharaonis (pharaoh ant), 3429 nucleotides. RefSeq lists its product as uncharacterized. The record is from RefSeq and is a predicted model, not a curated record. The transcript has 9 exons. Gene Ontology annotation, biological process: sensory perception of smell; detection of chemical stimulus involved in sensory perception of smell. NCBI's taxonomy places the organism in Eukaryota, Metazoa, Arthropoda, Insecta, Hymenoptera, Formicidae. Gene Ontology annotation, cellular component: plasma membrane. Gene Ontology annotation, molecular function: olfactory receptor activity; odorant binding. The coding region runs from base 1848 to 3041 and encodes 397 amino acids.
AGGUCUGGCUACGGUAAGAAAUUAAGAAAAAUAUUAUAUAAACAUAAUAAUCAUUAUAUCAAUUAACUCCAUAAAUAAUUUUUUUUUUUGUUUUAGGCCUUGAGUUUAUUGCUUUCUUUUUUUACACUCUUAUGUUCCAUGUAAUGUGCGUAUGUGAUUUCAAUUACAAAGACACCAAUUUUAUAAUUUUUGGGGGAAAUAUAACAUUACACAAAUUUUAAUAUGUUAUAAUUUAAAAAAUAUAUUUUUAAUAAACAUUUGAUUAAAUGUCUUAAUUUAAAAAUGUAUAAAACUUGUUGUUAAUUUACAAAUUCUGUUUAACAAAUGCUAUGGCAUUAAUUGUGUUAAUAUUUUUUUUUAAUUUAUAACAAAUGUAUUGGAUUAAAAUAUUGCUGUUUAUUUUUUUAUGGUAUGAAAAAGAUAAAAAAUUAUAAAUUUAUUGUUUUGUUCUAGAGAUAAAAAAAUACCUGUGUGUACAAAUAUUAUUAACUUAAAAAUUUGAUUAUUUAACAAUUUAUAAUCUGUAAAAAAAUUAAUAAGCUAAUAAUGACACACAAAGCUGAAUAACAAUAUAUGCUACAUACCUUAAUAAAAAUUAUAUUAAAAUUAUGUUCCAUGAUAAUAAUAAACCUUGCUUCUAAUGCCAAAUUUUUCUUCUAUUCAAUUUUAAUUAAAUAAAAAAUUAUUUGUGUUUGUCAUACGGAGGAUGAUUAUUUAUUCAAUUGGUACUUUUAUUAAUAUUAAAAUAUUAUUUUUGUGGAAUGUUUUUUGAUUCUUUUCAUUUCUGCUUUGAAAUGUCUUAUUUCUUGUUACUUAUAUUGGAUGUACUUUCUCUAAGUCUCAACAUGUUUCGCGUAAGUAUUGCGCUAACAUUAAUUGGCUUUGCAUUUAUAUUAAAAUGAUACUAAAUCACUCACAAUCAAUAAUGUGAGUAUUUUAUACUCAUAUAGUGACGUCAUUACUCAAUGAUGAGAAAGAAACGCGUAAAUAAUCACGCUUAUUUUGAUGACAAAAAGGCCUAUUCUCAAUAUCUGCAAUAAGUUAGAGUGAGAUACAUUGUAUAAAUGUUUUACUCUAACUUAUUACAUCAAUGUAGCAGUGCAACAAAAAAGAACAGGCCAAAAGCUAAUGAUCAUAAUAUCAUUAUUAGAUGUAAGUUACCUUGGUAUUCCGUCCCUAUUCCAUUACAAAAACUGCUACAAUUUAUAAUACAAUAGUAUUAUAAUACAAAUUAUAAUACAAAGAAGCCUGAAAAGUUGUAAAUUUACACUAUAUAGUGUAUUUGCCGAAUUGGCAUCACUUGAAUCACUUGAAUUUUUUACUUCGGUAAGCAUUAUCAAAUAUAUCAAAAGUUUAUGUAUAAUAUAAUAAAAUAAAAUAGUAAUUUUAAUAAUAACCUUUAAUCUUAUAUGUCUACAUAUUGAUAUUGUUAUAUACACAUCGAAAGAAAGUCCGCAUCGUUUUACAUCUCAUAUAAGACUGAAGGGACAUUGAAAAUAUGUGAAAACGACAUUACAAUUGCGCUUGCGUCGAUCGAAUAUAAGAGAUGACGAUAAUAGAAAACGAAUAACCAAUUACACGACACAUACAUACUUUGCAAGUAAUAAUGUAUUUGUUUUUAAUAAUAGACAUUUUAGUCAGGUAUAAGUUAAAAUUGCAAUUUGAACUUAGUUAUUCAACACAAUUUUAAUAUCCGCAAAAUUUCGUAAUUUCGACAUUAGUGUAAUAUCUGUAUGAUAUUUGUAAGCGAAAAAAUGUACAAAAAUUAUGAAAUUAUAAUAGAACAUGUUAGCAGAUAAAAGAAGAAAAAAAUUUUACACAUAUCGCGUCACGGCACUUGCACCGAGAUGACUGAUAGUAACACAGCAGAUACUUAUUACACUAUUAAUCGAAAUUUAUUGUUAUGUAUUGGCCUAUGGCCAUAUCAAAGUUUUGGUUUCAGAUGUGUUCUAAUAACGAUGAUGACCAUAAUACUUAUAUCAGGAGUAGUAUUUCAGUUUACAACCUUCGUCACAAGAGAAUACAGUAUGGAUCUUCUUCUGAAGAUCCUCGCAUAUAGUAUGCCAUGGCUAACUUAUCUAUUGAGAUAUAAUAUUCUUUGCUUAAAUACGAAAAAGAUGCAAAGCCUUAUAGAACGAGUGCAUAUCGACUGGAAUGAAAUAAACAACGCGCGUGAACUUGAGAUAAUAAAAAAAUAUUCAGCUAUUGGAAGACUCAUCACAUUGGUUACGACAUUAUCCAUCUAUUUGAGUACAUUUAGCUUCAUUUUGAUACAGCUUCUGUCAAAUUUUGUUCUGGACAUCACAAAGGCUGUGAACGAAUCUCGUCUGCGACAAUUUCCGGCCGAGAUCGAAUGUUUUGUAGAUCAGCAAAAGUAUUUCACUCCGCUUUUAUUGUAUCUGUUCUUUGUCGUUUUAUGCAGUCUAACUGUGCUGAUAGCCGUCGAGACACUUUUUAUGUUAUAUACGCAACAUGCUUGCGGAUUAUUCGAAGUAGCCAAUUGUCGCAUAGAACAAACAUUGCAUAGAGGUAUGGUACAAGAUGUCAUAUCUGUUGCUGAAAAAAACUCGAUAAUAUAUCAGGGAAUAAUCAGCGCAGUCGAUAUACACAGAAAAGCAAUCGAGUUUAUUGAAAUGUCGAAAGAAAAUUUUAAGUGGGUGUUUUUCACUGCACUACCAUUGACGGUACUAUCGCUAAGCAUCAAUCUCUAUCGCCUUUCUCGACAGAUAACAACUAAAGAACAUCAGGAGACAGUAACAACUCUUUUGUUUGUAAUGGGUCAAUUUGGGUAUCUGUUUUUCUGUAACUAUUUGGGACAGAAGGUGAUCGAUCAUAGCGGCGAUAUUUUUCACAAAACAUACAACGUACAAUGGUACAUGGCUCCAUUAAAAGCUCAAAAGUUAUUGCUGCUUGUAAUGCAGAGAAGCAUGCGAUAUUGCACGAUUACGAUUGGCGGCUUAUUUAUUCCAUCUUUAGAAGGAUUUGCCACGCUUACAAGCAUGUCACUUUCAUAUUUUAUGGUAAUUUAUUCUAUCCAAUAAGUUUAUAAUAUAAAAUUUAUCAUUAUAGUUGAACACGCAUAUAUAGAUCGUCACAAUGCAAUAAUUUUAAUAUAUCUUGUUGUAAAUGCUAAUAUAAUAAAAUAUAAAAGCUAUUUAUAAAAUUAUAUUUGUUAUCGUUUAGUUUAUUAAAAAUAAAUGUGAAAUUUUACGGAAUAUACGAUAUAUACAUUUUUUUAUAGAAUCAUGCACAAUGUAAAAAAUGAAAUAAGGAUUAGUGCGACAUUAGUCAAGAAGAUAUGCAACAAUCGAGUCGUAUUUCUUAAGUAAUAGAAAUAUAUGUUAUCACUUUUUUUAUUAAAACAAUCUAUUAUUAUAUGAUAAUAUUAUUAUCAUUUCUGAUAAUUAGAUUAGUAAAAAGAAUAUUUAU